CAGAAAGAACAGGCAAAAUGCAGACAGGGGACAGGACAAAGCACUAGGGACACAAUUUUAGAAAAAAAUGACAUUUUUUUAAAAUUUUCAAAUUUCCUGCCGAUUCCGGCGCCCGUACGUCCCGACGUCACAGGGACCGAAACACAGAAGCCGGAUGCCGGCAUCGGCCGGAGGAGAUGGCCGGGGACGCUGCAGGGGACACAUCGCGGGAGCAAAGGACAAGGUAAGCUCUUCAGGGAAUCCCUAUGCAGCGCUGCAUGGUAAGCCCGAGUGUAGCUCGGGGUUACUGCUUUUGGUACUGACAU
Molecule: messenger RNA, 305 nt
Organism: Staurois parvus
Lineage: Eukaryota; Metazoa; Chordata; Amphibia; Anura; Ranidae
Source: the annotation of a GenBank genome assembly